AUGGAAAGCAAGAGAAGUAAAAUAAGGGAAGAUGCAAAAUAUUCAUAUUUACCAGAUGAAUGUUGGGAAAAUGUGUUGAAAUUUAUGAUCGGCGACGGGGACGACUACGAUGAUAAACGUAACUUGAAGUCUAUCUCCGUCGUCUCAAAGCAGUUGUUCUCCAUCACCAACUGUAUCCGAUCAUCUCUCACUAUUUAUGAUCCAACAACCCCUUUCCUAUCCCGCCUCUUCCAUAGAUUCACAAACCUUACCUCCCUCGACCUCACUCACUUCCACGGUGACCUUGAUGCACUUCUCCAUCAGAUCUCUCUUUUCCCAUUCAACCACCUCCUAUCACUCAAUAUCUCUCACAAACCUACUAUUCCCGCCAGUGGUUUACUAGCUUUCUCUCAAAAUAUUACAACUUUAACCUCUCUCAUUUGUUCUGACAUAGAUUCUUUCAAAAGCACUCACUUGUUCCUCAUCGCCCAAUGUUUCCCUUUACUAGAACAACUCGAACUCGACCUUACUGAAAAUCUUGUCUACGAUGACGAUGGCGAUUCUUGCGAAAGAUUCUUCCAUGGGAUUGAGGCUCUUUCAUUGUCACUUUCCAAACUCCGCAAGCUUAAUCUCUCUGGUCAUUAUUAUAUCGAUGACAAAUCCAUUUUUCACCUGUUUAAGAACUGCAAGCUCCUAGAAGACCUCACCGUGCGUCAAUCUUGUGAUAUAACCGAACAAGGAGUUGUUUAUGCUAUCCGUGAGAAACCAACAACAUUGAGGUAUUUGUCCCUUCCCGUGUUGAUUAUUCCACAAAUCAUUGACUCCUUGUGCACUUUGAAGGCUUUAACCAAUAUUGAUCUUUCCUUUUGCUCUAUUUCGGAUCAACUGCUCACCUCUAUUGCAAUCCAAGGUCUUCCUUUGAACAGGUUUUCCAUUCGUCAAUGCGACGGCUAUACUUAUGCCGGACUAUUUACUUUGUUAUCCAACUGUCAUUCUAUCCAACAUUUAGAUCUUUUUGUCGUCUCAUUUCUGAAUGAUCGUCAUCUUAUCGAAUUGUCUUCAUAUCUCGUCGCUUUGGUGUCUCUAAGCCUUAGAUGUUGUUAUAUGCUCACACAUUCACCUUUGUUUACACUUGUUAGGAAAUGUCCUUCACUCACUCACAUCAAAAUGGAAUAUAUUGGGGCCAACAGUGUACUGAAUUAUUAUGAUGAUUAUUUGAUUGAUUUUGGACUAUACCCUCAAUUAAAGUCUCUCUAUUUGCCUAACAAUUCAUGGUUAAUUGACCAAAUCAUCAUAAUGUUUGUUUCUGCUUUCCCCAAUUUGCAACUACUUGAUUUGAAAUCUUGCAAAAACAUAUCGCUACAAGCUAUUGUUCAAGUUUUAAAGAGAUGCCGCAAGAUAAGUCAUUUGGAUUUAUCAUUCUGUAACUUAACUUCAGGACUGAAUCUACUUGAAAUGAACUUUCAAGUUCCCCACCUCAAGAUGCUAAACUUGACGUCUUCACAAGUUGACGAUGCAACACUCCAUGUGAUCUCAAAAAAUUGUUCUGGCCUUUUGCAAUUGUUAUUAAUUAAUUGUUCUCGAUGCACACACAAGGGAGUCAAACAUGUGGUAGAGAACUGCACGCAACUCAGAGAGAUCAAUUUGAAUAACUGUUUGAAUGUGCACACCAAUGUUGCUGCCUCAAUGCUAUUUUCAAGUCCAUCAUUGAGAAAGAUAACUGCUCCACCUCAUAUUCAUUUCACUGAAACUGAGAGGAAACUCCUCCGCUUGCGUCAAGGAUGCAUUGUUUUCUGA
Molecule: messenger RNA, 1776 nt
Organism: Vicia faba (fava bean)
Lineage: Eukaryota; Viridiplantae; Streptophyta; Magnoliopsida; Fabales; Fabaceae
Source: the annotation of a GenBank genome assembly